Synchiropus splendidus (mandarinfish) is the source of this 1692-nucleotide messenger RNA. It is a transcript of the gene sp5l, whose product is annotated as Sp5 transcription factor-like. Gene Ontology annotation, biological process: regulation of transcription by RNA polymerase II. The transcript is spliced from 2 exons. The record is from RefSeq and is a predicted model, not a curated record. Lineage: Eukaryota; Metazoa; Chordata; Actinopteri; Syngnathiformes; Callionymidae. The coding region runs from base 141 to 1202 and encodes 353 amino acids. Gene Ontology annotation, molecular function: RNA polymerase II cis-regulatory region sequence-specific DNA binding; DNA-binding transcription factor activity, RNA polymerase II-specific.
GGACUCCGCUGCGCGCUCCUCCACAUCUGGACCGUGCUCACCUGCGACACGAGCCGAUGAGGCGGAUGGACUCCUCUCGACUCAUGACUCCCGCUCUCGACUGAUCCCGACUCUUCCGCUGUGACCGAGCCGCAGCACCGAUGGCGGCGCUGACGAUCCACAGGAGCGACAACCUCCUCCAGAGCUUCCUGCAGGACCGCACCCCCAGCUCGUCUCCCGAGGGGGCGCCCAACACGCUGUCCUUCCUGGCCACCACCUGCAGCCAGGCCUGGCAGGUCGGAGGCGCGGUGCCCUCAGAAAGUCCCCAGUUCCCCUACGAGGGCAACUCCACGUCCGGGAUGUUCCAGCUGUGGAGCAACGAUGUGGCGCCGAGCUCGGCUCUGACCUCGCACCAGAUGACCUUCACCGUGCCCAAGGUCCAGUUCCCGGGUCACGUGCAGUCGGGUCUGGGUCACCACCCGCACCACCACGAGCUGCCCCUCACACCUCCAGCUGAAGCUCCCUCCUCGUACUCUUUCGAACUGUCACCGGUCAAAGUGCAGACCGGCGCCUCCUACUACUCGCAGCACAACAGCGUGGCUCAGAACUUCCCAAGCUUCCUCCAGAACUCUUCCACGCGGCAUCACCUGCCCGGCGGUCAGGUGGAGGAGGGCCAGCAGUGGUGGAGCUUACCGCAGACCAACGGGAGCCCCAACACUCACCCCUUCUCUUUGGGCCGGCAGCUGGUUCUGGGUCACCAGCCGCAGAUCGCCGCGCUGCUCCAGGGAAGCUCCAAGACGCUGCUCAGCUCCACGCGCCGCUGCCGCCGCUGCAAGUGCCCCAACUGCCAGGCCGGCGGCAGCGGCGGCGGCGUGCUGGAGUUCGGAAAGAAGAGACUGCACGUGUGCCACAUCCCCGACUGCGGCAAGGUCUACAAGAAGACGUCGCACCUGAAGGCGCAUCUGCGCUGGCACGCCGGCGAGCGGCCCUUCGUCUGCAACUGGCUCUUCUGCGGCAAGAGUUUCACGCGCUCCGAUGAGCUGCAGCGCCACCUGCGCACGCACACCGGCGAGAAGCGCUUCGGCUGCCAGCAGUGCGGCAAGAGGUUCAUGAGGAGCGACCACCUCUCCAAGCACGUCAAGACCCACCAGAGCCGCAAGAGCCGGUGCGGGGCGCCGGGCCCGGACUCACAGACGCUGGUCGUCAACAUCAAGAGCGAGUAGAGGCGGAUGCUGGCGGGCGCCGCUGGCUGGCUGGAGGUCGGAGGUCAGGCCAGCGCUCGCCGGCUCGCUUCUAUGUUCAUGUUGCUGACACCACACUUCACCUGCUCCGCUUUCCUCCCUUGGGCUGCGAGCGCCUUCCGCUCCUCCUGUGACUUGGCGUCGGGGGCGUGUCCGCCUUCAUGACAUGGAACUCUGACGAACAUAAAUGUCCUAAUUUAUCUUCCACCUCUUUGUUGAGGUUGUUGAAAUGAAAACCUGCGAGUGGCAUCCCCAGCGACACUGGCGUCCCAGCUAGCCUGGGGCCCAGAGACUGAUCCUCAGGUCUCGACAGGAAGCUGAAGCCCGGCUCUUGAGCGGUGUUGGACCCCGGAGCCUCUCACUCUGAGCCAUCCUGCUGACAAGGCGAGUCGACCUUCAGGCCACCUGUGUUUUCAUCUGUAAAUGUGUGCGCGGCGGCGCGCGGGUCUGAAUAAACCGUCUGAGUCUUCGA